UUUGUUGUGAGAGAGAGUCGGAGAGCAGAGGAGACGGUGGUCGUGCAGCCUUAGUGAAGAGGUUGUUUAUACCCCAAUAAAACAGCUUCUUGGCUUUACAGCUGCAGAUUUCAACCAGGAAUUAGUUUGACGACGGGUUCUUGAUAUCCAACUCCUGAGAAAGUCGGUGAAGGACCUUGGAGUGAAGCGUGUGCCGGGGUGAGUGGAUGUUCGGUCCGGCUUCACGUCCAGACUUCGCUCUUUGGCACAUGAGAGCCUCGGACAUCGCUGUAAGUGAACGAGCAGUGAGGAGUAGGUUUGCUACUUCGAGGACCUGGAGACGGAUCAGUGAGGAGAAGGAACCGAGACGAGAGAACCCCAACACACUCCACUUUACCACAAACAGGUGACACCCAGCGUAGGCGGUAUGGGAGGCGGUGAGCGUUACAACAUUCCAGGGUCUCGCCCGGAUUACGCCGCAUCCAGAAAGUACAACCACGUCGGCAAGGCCAAGCAAAGGAGCCGAACCCAGCACGCGGUCGCCCUUUCCUCGCCCCCCGGGGCCGCCAGCCCCCACGACGAGCAGCUGGAGAUGAACUGCGGCUCGGUUCGCUUCUCCUACGGCGGUCAGCGCUGGGGCGGAACCGUGAGCCACCUGAACGACAUCCUGGCCACGCGCUGCGGCCCGGCCUACGCCGGGGCCAAGUUCAGCGAGCCGCCUUCUCCCAGCGUCUUGCCCAAGCCCCCGAGUCACUGGGUCCCCUGCGAUCGGCGCGAAAUGAUCGCCUUCCAGCUGAAAAGCCUCCUGAAAGUGCAGGCGUGACGGGGAACGAUCCGCUUCCUGCUCCCUCCUGCAACGCUGCAGCACCGUGAUCGAUUUUUAAAGCCAUUUUAACGUAACCGCGUGCGUUUGAUCGCUGCGAAUGCGGCUCGGUGCGUUUUUAAUUGUAUAUAGUUUUUUUUAAGCUGAUUGCGGUGCAGCCUUGCAGGUGGGAGACGACCCAUGAACUGGACUUCCUUAUCGCUUCUUGUUUUGUUUUCCGUUGACCGUUAAUGCGUACUUAGAUAUAUCCAAGCUGGGAAAUACGACAGUAUCACGAAUACGCUACGGUCACACUGUAAAAAAAAAAAAAACGUCAACACACGAAAAACCUUUAAUUGUUCAAAAAGAGAAAUAAUCGGCACAUGUAGCGUUUCCAUUGUAUCGUGUUUAUAUCGUCGUACGACCCACGCAGCGUUAUUUCCACCGCUCGUUUAUGUUCCGGAGACGCGAUGCGCGCCCAUGUGACGUUUUAAUCAUGUUUGGGUUCCGCACGAGCCUCGUCUCGCCUCCGUCGUUCUCUAGAUUAGAGAGAAUCGCCUCUUUUUGGGGGCCUGGGAGCUCAAACGUGAAAGAAUAAGCUAUACAAUCUUUAACGUGACGGAUCUGGCCCUCACACCUUGUUCGUUUCACUCCCGUGCUUCUUAAUAAGCGCUGUGCGCAAUGCACUAUGGGUGCUGGAAUUUAACAAGGUGUGUCCAUACCUAUACCCCCCCCCCCUUCCCUAAUUGACAUUAAUGUAGAAGUAAAGCAUCGCUCACCUGGAGUGUGUGCUGACUGAAUGAAUCCACCAUGAUGUUCACUGUGCUUUAUUCUACAAGCUCCUGGUCAGCACUCAGACCCACCCUGGAUUCACUCUAGCAGCUGAUUGGUUAAUCCGUCAUUUUCUGAUCUUUCAGUCCUUCCUCAUAAGUUCGAGGAGCGCUCGCACGUUUUCCGUUUCAUCGAAGCGUCAGCUGCUGGUGUGAACACAAGGUGGUGCUGGAGCUCUUCUUCAGCCUGGUUCUGCAGUCUUCCUCACCCCUGGCUUACUGAAGUAGGUCGAGGUUCCCUCACAGCAGCACCAGGCUGGAGAAGCUCUCGCCCCUCGCCUCAGUCCCGUCCUUUAUUGUAUUACAUGAAGACUAUCGGUGUAGGACGUUUUACGAAGCUGCUAUUAAAGGCGUCCCCGGGACACGCCCGCUUACAGGGGCGCGUGGUAUGGCGAACCCUGCGGAGGGAGGAGCGCGAGGUCAGGGGCGUGGACGUCGAUCGUCUGCCUCCGGCCUCCUGCGCCCCGCGUCUGCCGUACCUCGCGCCUCUGAAGCCGCCGGGCAGCUUUUAAACCGCGUGUGGACGUGUUUACAUUAAGGGCCGAAAGGUUCGCUGUUCUUUCGCUGACUUGCACUGCCGUUACGCGCCGUGUGUAACGAAACGCUCCCCCCCCCCCCCCCCCCCACCCACGUCCAGGUCUUUAUUUUUAUUAUUAUUAUGAUGAUUUUUAGGUUUGUCUUUGUAACAGGCAUGUGCUGAUAUCACCUGUAGAUCAAAUAUCUGCUUUAAAUGAUGAUUUUAUCUGAUGAAUUAAGUGCUUUAUGAUAAAGUGGAUUGGAGGUGGUGUGUGUCUUAGGGUAUAGUGUAUGCCCCGUACUCUUGUGGUUCCUCCUGAUUGGACGUCCUAAAUUGCCCCAAAAUGUGAUUAUUGAUGGCUUUGGGAAGGUGUAGCACCUUGUAUGGUCUGUGUUUGGUCCUCUGAUGUUCAGACCUUCUAAACGUGCUCGAUCGGCUGCUGUAAAUUCUCCCGAGGUUUAAACCAGGCGGCAUGAACAGGUGACCGUGUGGCACGACGCCCAGCUAUCGGGUCCCCGCUGUAAGUCCUGGUGUGAAACGAUCGCGGUGUAAACGAUUAUCAGCACAUGCCUAAAACUGCGUGUUUCUGGAUGCAUUAACGGCCAGCCCUAAACUGUUGGAUGGUGCAGUACGUAACGGAGCCGUGUAAAUAACGAAAUGUAUAAAAUGCUGUAGCAUAUUGUAUAUGAACGCAGGCCGAUUUAAACCUGCCCAUAAAGUAUUUUAGUAAGAACACUGUGAGUGGCGCCGGAAGGUGCGGCUCGGUUUAAAAAAAAAUAAAAUGACGUUAUUUUUGUUAAAAAAACAAACAAAAAAAAGUGCUCUGUGGAUGGUGUGUGGAAACUCCUGCGCUGUGCCAUGUUUCUGCCAGCGAUCUUGCACAUGAUUUUUAUUCUUUUUUAUGAUUCUCAGCACAGAGGAAGAAGCUCUGCACAAACAACCUCUCAGAGGGACUUUUAUACCCAACCAGCCCAAAUUACACCCACAUUGUUUAGAAUCAAUAUCAAGUUUUAUCUUUCAGUGACUUCAUUCAUGUUCAGUUUCAUUCUGUGUAUCCGUGUGUGAGUUUCACCUCCGCAGCCUCACGGCCGGAUCCACAAACCCUCUUUUAUUAUUUUUUUUAUUUGUUUGAUUUUAUUUACAUGUUUAUUUCUCCUCUCUGUAUCUGUGUGGGUGUAAAAGUCUCAACUUUAUGAAUUGGCUUUAAUUUUGUCCCAACAUUCGAUGUCACUUUGAAUAGAAACUGAGGCCGUUUUAUUGUGAUUGGUACUAAAAUGUUUUGACCGUGUAAUUUGGUUUAACAAAAAAAAAAAAAGAAAUAAACUUCCCCCCUUUACCCCCCCAA
Molecule: messenger RNA, 3473 nt
Organism: Trichomycterus rosablanca
Lineage: Eukaryota; Metazoa; Chordata; Actinopteri; Siluriformes; Trichomycteridae
Gene: pnrc2
Product: proline-rich nuclear receptor coactivator 2
Exons: 3
Coding region: 407-802 (131 amino acids)
Biological process (GO): nuclear-transcribed mRNA catabolic process, nonsense-mediated decay
Cellular component (GO): P-body; nucleus
Source: RefSeq, a predicted model, not a curated record